Messenger RNA from Amaranthus tricolor (Joseph's coat), 2396 nucleotides. RefSeq names its product NADH dehydrogenase [ubiquinone] 1 alpha subcomplex subunit 6-like. Gene Ontology annotation, biological process: response to oxidative stress. The transcript has 3 exons. NCBI's taxonomy places the organism in Eukaryota, Viridiplantae, Streptophyta, Magnoliopsida, Caryophyllales, Amaranthaceae. The coding region runs from base 129 to 545 and encodes 138 amino acids. The record is from RefSeq and is a predicted model, not a curated record.
UUUGGGAAGUUUUAUUCCAAUUGAGCUUAUUUUGUAUACAAUUUUUCCGGAAAGUUCAUCUGCCCGUUUCUAAAUUUCUCCUUCAUUGCUGGUGUUGUGAGCUCGGAGAGAGAAAAGCGUAGGCAAACAUGGCGGCAGUUUGGAGAGCGAAGGUACCCCCAAACUCAGCAAACUUAGAAGAAGCUCGUAAAAGGGUGUUUGAAUUCUUCAAGUUAGCCUCCAGAUCACUCCCUACUGUUAUGGAUAUCUACAAUCUCAACGAUGUCACCACCAUUUCUCAACUUCGCUCUUCUAUUUCUUCUCAGAUCCGGAAGAACGCCCACAUCAAAGAUCCUAAGGGAUUGAGAGAUAUUUUCGGCAUAGCUCAGACUCCUAGCGUCAUUGUAACCGAUCGAGAUGAAGGUUUAUCUGCAGCUAUUCGUGACGUCUUCCCAGCUGUGCGGCAUUUGUUAUGCAUUUGGCAUAUUGCAAACGACGUGGAGAACAUGGUGGACAAGUUGUGUGGGGGGGAAAAAUCAACAAGGGCAAAUAUUCAGGAAAGGUAGAUGCCCGACGAAGUGCCUGCUCACCAAUGCGGGCACUAAAGGGGAACCUACUCCAUGCCUCCAAGAAGGCAUCCGAAGAAGCAAAUGUCACGGAGUAGGUACCGUGUGCCGGUCGCAUAGCCUUCGCUGGUCAGAUAGGAGCGGGGGGAAUAGCCUGCACAAUCCCGACCCACUGUCCGCUCCGGCAUGUACACCCCGAUGAUAUCAAAGCAAGUGAUAUCCCCGAUGAAGGUGGUGCGUGGGUGCUCAUUGAGCAACGCCCUAGGAGCUGAAAUGUAAGGAGUCCAUUCCACCUGCAUACAGGCCAAGUUAACAAAUAAAAAUAAUGUAAACUUAAAAACAUAGCUUAUAUUAAAGUGUGAUGUGAUGUACAAUACCUGCGUUUCCGUCGUGCAGUCUAGUAUGUUACGGCACUCCUUCAGCCUCUCCACCUCACGACAUGGUUUCUUCGUCGACUACAUCUCCACCCUUGUCUUGUUCGGCUCGUCUGCUCGGCGAGGAUGAGAGCAGAAAGCGGGAAAGUACUCAUAGAUCCAUGUCUGCAGCAAUGUGAGGCAGCCCACAAUGGUCUUGCAGCCAGCCCUAGAUGCCAUUCCGAGCUGCCGAUACAAGUAGAGCAAGGUCACCGCACCCCAGGCAAUCUCAUGCUGAUCGACGGUCACGGCAAGUAUCGGGUGAGGUCGCAUGCCGGUUCUGGUCUUAUCUGCCAGCAAGGUAGAGCCGACGAUAGCCAUGUAGUAGGCUGUCGUCUGCGUAUCCAUGGCCUGGGACCUAUGACACAGAUGCAUCAGCUCAGCAACGUUCACGCAGCCGCAAGUGAAUGCACCUCUAUGUCGAAGCUCAGACAUAGGCUCCCCGAACAAAUUGGUGACACUGACCUGCCACUCCGCCUCAGAAGGCUCAGCCAGCAGAGAACCUUCAAUAGCAAUGCCCAGUAUGUGUUGCACGUCGUGCAACAUAAUCGUCAUUUCGCCCCAUGGCAUGUGGAAGGUGUUCGUAUCCGGCUGCCACCUCUCCACGAACGCCGAUAUCAAAGCACAGUCGUUGUGCUGGUGCAUAAUGUACGGUAGUCGGCCGAGGGAAGUGGCUGGUAGAACAUCGUACAGCGCAUCGGACAUAUCCCUCAGUCCGAUGAUGGCCUCCAACAUCCUCUUCCUACUACGGCAUUCCAGAAGCGGAGGCGUACGCUCGGAGCCGUCGAAAAUAAGUUUAGCUAUGUGCCCGCCAUAGCUAGGGAUCAGUCGCGUAUCUGUCGGCUCCCCGGGCUGGGGCGAUAUGACUAACCAGUCCGUGCCAGCGGACUGUGAGCGCCUGCUCUCCCGUGGCGGCUCGUUUUCAACAAGACUACGUCCUGCACGCUCAGAUGCGGCUGAAGAACUAGGGUCGCCACGUGCGAAUCUCCUGUCACACCCCCGGACAAUAGUCCAGUCCACUGGCCGAAAGUCAGGAGCUUCGUAUUAGGUCCAGUCCACUGGAAACCCCCCAACUACUCUGAAUACUACUAGCCUGGUCCUCAACAGGGGUUCGCACUAGGUCCAGCGCACUCGACCUUUGGGCAAUACUGUGUCUGGCAGCCUCUUCCUGCCUAGCCCUCCUAGCAGAACCUGUUACCCCCUCUCAUGCGGGUCCCCUCUGAGUUAGGUAGGCCGAGAACUAUUACCUCUCAACAUGUGUCUAAAAAAACCCUCUCCUUUUCCUUGAUUACCAGCCAUUUACUACAAUGUUUAAUCAUUUAAGUAAAUAUUAAUAAUAAAUGAACAUAAUCAAACGUUACGUUAAAUUAACCACAUGAAAAAAAACAAUAAUUAAUUAGCAACAACAAAAUUUAAAUAAUCAUUACCAACAAAUACA